CCUACCACACCACAGACACAAGCAAAUCAGAAUCCCUUCUCUCUCUCUCUCUCUCGUCUUCUUCAUCUGUAAUUUUGUCACAAAUAGUCAGCAAAAUGCUUGCCCGAGCACCAGUACCCUUGCUUGUGGUUUUCUUUGUAUUCAUUAAUGCCGCAGUUUUCAUCCCCCAGCCCGUCUCAGCGGAUCUCAAACUCGGGUUUUACCAAUCCACUUGCCCGCAGGCCGAAACCAUCGUCCGCCAACUCGUCCAGAAAAGAUUCAACACCGAUAAAUCCGUCACCGCUGCCCUUCUUCGCAUGCACUUCCACGACUGUUUCAUCAAAGGUUGUGAUGCAUCAAUUCUAAUCGACUCGACGAGCCAAAAGCAGUCGGAGAAAGCAGCGGGCCCCAACUUCACGGUCCGAGAGUUCGACCUCAUCGACCAAAUCAAGACGGCUCUCGAGGCCGCGUGUCCCUCACGCGUCUCUUGCGCCGACGUCAUCGCGCUCGCCACCCGAGACGCCGUCGCCCUCGCCGGUGGCCCCAACUACCCUCUCCCGACGGGAAGGCUCGACAGCUUGACCUCCGACGUCAACGACGUCAACCUCCCGGGCCCAACGAUGCCCGUCUCCCUGGCCUUCAUCCAGUUCUUCGAGCCCAAGGGCUUCACCCUCAGCGAGAUGGUCACCCUCCUGGGGGCCCACACGGUAGGUGUGGCCCACUGCGCGUUCUUCCAGGACCGGAUCUCUAACUUCCAAGGGUCCGGGAAACCCGACCCGGCCAUGGACCCUGCCCUGGCCGGGACUCUCCGGAAGACCUGCUCCGCCAGCAACAACCCGACCGCGUUUCUGGACCAGAACACGUCGUUCGCUGUCGACGCGUCAUUCUACAGGGAGUUGACUGUGAAGAGGGGAGUGAUGCAGAUUGAUCAGGAGCUGGCCACCGACCCGUCCACGUCCAAGAUGGUAUCGAGUCUCGCGAGGAACGAAUCGGGUUUCCGGCAGAGCUUUGCGGCGGCGAUGGUGAAGAUGGGGAGCCUUGUGGGGAAGGGCGGCCAAGUCAGGAAGAGCUGUCGCGUGUUUAAUCCCAAGAGCCCCGUUGGAGGUGGUGCACGGCCGCCAGUUGCGAGUCCUCGCCGUCCGCCGGUCCCAAAUCCUCAUCGGCCGGCUGUGAGCCCUCGUCCGCCAGUUUCUAAACCUCGUUCCCCGGUGGUGAGCCGUGGUGCGCCGCCGCCUAAGAGCGGUGGCAAGAAGAAUGUGCCCAAGAAGACACAUAAGAAAAGUACAUCUCCACGUAGGAAAGGGAGCAAGAAGCCCGCAAAGGGACACCACUCACACCAGAAAAAGAAACACAGAAAGGGUCACUAAAAUCUAAAUUACUUUCUCUAAUAUUGGAUUGGGAGAGUAAUCCUCCACUUGUCAGUCGCUCAUUGGGGAUAAAAAAAAUUGUUCAGCUGAUUUGAUUCUUGUGAGGAAGAGAUUGUACGUGUACAAGUCAAUCAAGCUCGAGCUGUAAACCAAGCAAAGCAUGAAUUAAUAAUUAGGCCCAAGUGCAACUUGACGAUGCUGAAUGCAAUCCGAACAAUGAUAGCUCAGAACUGGGUAGUGAGGCUAAUUCGUGAAGGAAAUAGACUAAGAACAAUCACCACUAAUACCAUGUUAACAUUAAGAACUAAAUUUGGACUUAGUGA
Molecule: messenger RNA, 1669 nt
Organism: Linum trigynum
Lineage: Eukaryota; Viridiplantae; Streptophyta; Magnoliopsida; Malpighiales; Linaceae
Source: the annotation of a GenBank genome assembly